CUGUCUUGCUGACCUUUUCCUUUUUGCCUUUCUCACAGCUGACGAGGUAACAAAAACCUCUGAGGUCAAAUAAAACGGUCGAAAAGAAGAAUUUCUGAUUUGUCUUUUAUUUAAAAGCAAGAACUAGUACAGCAUAUUUAUACCAAAAUGCUGUACAAGUUCAGUCUCUUACUCUCUUUUUAUUGACUUUAACAAAGGUCAAUUUAAACAGGUUGCACUUGUGGGUUUAAAGUGUAGGCUUAGUGAAAACACCAUGUGUGUCCGCUUUGAGCACUUAUUAUACAUGGCUUUAUGGCUUUAGGUGUGAAUGUUUAACUGCAGGAAAAUGAGGCAAGCUGACGAAGCGAGGGUUGGGCAGAUCUGUGUGAGUGUACCCGUGUGCCUCACUGGUUGGGGUGCUGGUUGAAGAUAAGGCUGUCCCUAUGCCUGAGAGCAAAGGAGAUGGUGUGUGUAAGCCCUUCAAGCCUUAUCCUGACACACCUCCCACCCCCACCUCCUCUCCAACACCCCACCACACACACAUGCACUGGGGAUUAACCCCGUCAUGUACCAUUUCAAUGGGUGAGCUUGGGGAGACACACACACACACACACACACACACACACACACACAGGAUUAACCCUUGUGUGUCCAUUUCCAUGGAUGUUUCUUAGCCUCUCUCUCUGGUUGUGUCAGCAAUGAUUGCUCAUGUUGCCAUAGUGACAGGGGCCAGCCAAUGUAAGAUAGGCAAAUCCACAUAAGUCACCCACAACAGACACUCUUAGCUACAACAGACUACACCUCCCCCUGGUACUAGACACACAAAGAUGCUGCCAAAGGACUGACAGCAGCCUCGUGAGCUGUGAAGAGCUCAUGUCACAGGCUUACCAUGGUCAAACCAAUAUACAUAAAGUCAGCCCGGGCAUCUUUGUUGCUGGUCGGGUGAGAGACAGGCCUUAUAGAGGCUUAUCCUCUCUACAUGCCUGGCUCUGGGAGACAGUGCACUUCACCAUACUCUGGAUUUCAUACAUCAGAGUCUACAAAGAGGUUCAUAUUUGAGUUGCUGUCUUCAUUUUGGGCAUAUAAGAGCAGCAGAUCCCGGUGGGAUAGAUGUCCAACAAACAGAUCCAUCACUUGAAAAACAUAUACAAGUAUUUUAAAUGUAUAAAUGGAAAAAAGCAUAAAAAUAAAAAUACAAUAAAAUGUAUUACACCUAGAUUCAGUGUAUCAAAAUGCCUGCAUGAAUUAAAAAAAUAUAACAUAGUAAUAAUAGUAAAAAAAAAUCUGGAUGAAAAUGUGAGAAUAAUGUUUUAAAAAAUGUGCAAAAAUUGCAUCUUUACUUAUAUCUACUGCACACAUUUAAAUGACUUAUAAGUAACUGAGAAUUAGAUUAUUGCAUUAAAACUAUCAUGUAUUUAUAUCAUGUGUACAAUGUAAUAAAGAAUCAUGGAGCAACAUGUAUACGGGCACACAAACUGCAUACCACUGCAAAUACACCCCAGUGCAAGUCUGGUUCAGGAUAAAAUAUUACACCAUCAGAACAACAAAUGGGAUUUUAAAUAUCAGACAAAGGCAGCAAGUCAUAACCCACUGAAAUAACUUGUUUAACUGAUGCUUGAAGUUUAAAUUGUUCUGCAUACCAAAAUGUGUAAAAAUAAACUUUAAAAAAAAAUCACAUUUCUACUCAUGUCCGCUUUGGUGUAUAUAUUUCCAGUCAUUUAUAUGUGUUAUCUAUAGUGCAGUUAAAAGGUGAAGAUGAAUGUAAUAUUAAUAAUGAUGAUGAUAAUAAUAAUAAUAACGACGCUGAUGAUAAAUGUUAUUAUAAUGUUGCAAUAAUGUCAUAUUACUGAUCAGCACCAGUGUUUAGUCUCACUCCCUCUGUGAAGACCUGUUUACUGAGCAGCUCGCAACAGCGGCUUAAUUUAUGAAUAAAUCAUUUAUGAAACAUUGUUUUCACUCCCAGUGUGCAUGGGUGGUGUAUUAAUGAGAACCGUGUUCGUGCUGGUGGCUGUAACAACCUAAAGAGUGCAGCAGGAAGGGAAAGUUCUUUAGUGGGUGAAAGGAAACUACUUUACAUCCUCGAUAUGGGAUAAUCUGUCUUUUCUGUCCUUUGGGGUUAGAUGCUGUAGAUCAAAUAGUUUGCGUGUUAGAUAUGACGCUUGCAUAAAUAUGGAAAAAUUGCUGUCCUAAUACUGCUUGUUCUUUUUAUAUCACAACUUUGGACAUAUGGGUGAGAUCUCUGCUGGCUGUGAUCUGAAUAUCUGAUUAUUAUUUGAGGCGAUUUAAGCAGAUUUAGAAGCCUGUGGGAUUCUCCUUUUGGCUUAGUGCUUUGUGUGUGUGCGUGGAUCUGUGUGUGUGUGCGCGCAGACUCAGAGAGGAAAAGAGGGUAUAGAGAUUCCUGAUGUUAGGGGAUUUACUCGUCCACCUUGGGCAGUUAAGCAUACAAACUGAAAGGCAGAAUUAACUGACAAACUUAUUCUGCUGUCUUUAAGUGUAAAUUUAUAAGAUCUUGGUGUACUUUUGACCAAUGGGACUGCUCCACUGCAAAUGUAUGUGCAUCACGUUUGCAUCCUGCUUGGGCCCAGGGACUUGGUUGUCACUGCCUCAGCUCAAGCUGAUUGCAGCAAGCCUAUGUUCACUAAUUAGGUAAACAUGACAGCCACUUUGCAGUCAGCAUGAUCUUUGUCUCCACGCUCAUCUCCACUGAGUUGCAUUAGGACAAUUCUCAUCUGUGUCAGUUACAAGGAAGGGAUAUGGGAUGCAGGGAGGAGGAAGGGAAAAAUGCUUACCAGACAACCUUUAUGUGCAGUUGUGCAUUAGUGGGGGAGGAGGAGCAGAAGUGGGAGAGGGCGGCUGGCGGUGCUGGGCAGAGGAGAGAGGAGCAAAUGCAUUGCAGAGGGAGAGGAGGAGGAGGGCCUACAGCUAUUGUUCAUGUCCUCCCGUGAACAAAGGGCUCAUCGGGGUCCAUAUGUAAACCCACAGCAGGCUUCAGCCCACUGACAAGGCCUCAUGCGGGACAAAACAUAACCGACCGACUCCCGCAAUUUAGGCCUUAUUCCGUUUGGAGGAGAUUUUUUUAUUGAUCCAAUUCAAAGGGACGUAUUGUGUGGGUACGUUGCGUCCAGCCAACCGCCGUCCAGCGGGCCUAUCCGUUUUUACGCACGGAGCGUACACACGGUCUAUCAGCACGGAUCUGUAAACAUCAAUUUUCUGAUUGGACUUCUUUGCAGGCUGUUCCUCCAAGUCGUUCAAGCUGUACUCCCCCAAGGAGCCCCCCAACGGUAGCACUUUCCCCCCUUUCCACCCCGGCACCAUGCUGGACAGAGACGUGGGCCCCACUCCAAUGUACCCUCCCACAUACCUGGAGCCAGGAAUAGGGAGGCACACACCAUAUGGCAACCAGACAGACUACAGAAUAUAUGAGCUCAACAAACGACUACAGAACUGGACAGAGGAGUGUGACAACCUGUGGUGGGAUGCAUUUACUACAGAGUUCUUUGAGGACGAUGCCAUGCUGACCAUUACUUUCUGUCUGGAAGAUGGACCCAAACGUUACACAAUUGGCCGGACGUUAAUCCCGAGGUACUUCCGGAGUAUAUUUGAGGGCGGUGCCACUGAGCUCUACUAUGUACUGAAACAUCCCAAGGAGUCCUUCCACAAUAACUUUGUCUCCCUCGACUGUGAUCAGUGCACUAUGGUCACACAGAAUGGAAAACCCAUGUUCACACAGGUGUGUGUAGAAGGCCGCUUGUACCUGGAGUUCAUGUUUGACGACAUGAUGAGGAUAAAGACGUGGCACUUCAGUAUCCGACAACACCGUGAACUCAUUCCUCGUAGUAUACUGGCCAUGCAUGCCCAAGACUCUCAGAUGCUGGACCAGCUGUCCAAAAACAUAACAAGAUGUGGCCUGUCGAACUCCACCCUCAACUACCUCCGACUGUGUGUGAUUUUGGAGCCCAUGCAGGAGCUGAUGUCCAGACACAAGACCUACAGCCUCAGCCCCAGAGACUGCCUCAAGACCUGUCUGUUCCAGAAAUGGCAGAGGAUGGUGGCACCACCUGCUGAGCCAUCAAGACAAGCCCCUAACAAACGGCGGAAGCGUAGGAUGUCAGGCGGCAGCACCAUCAGUGGAGGAGGAGGAACUAACAAUAACAACAACAACAAAAAGAAGAGCCCUGGUAGUGGCUUCCCACUGUCCAGCCAAGUUCCGGAUGUGAUGGUGGUGGGAGAGCCCACUCUGAUGGGAGGGGAGUUCGGCGACGAGGAUGAGCGUCUGAUAACACGGCUGGAGAACACACAGUUCGACGCUGCCAAUGGCAUAGAUGACGAGGACAGCUUCAACAACUCUCCGGCGCUGGGCUCCAACUCGCCUUGGAACAACAAGGCUCCUUCCAGCCAGGAGAGCAAGAGCGACAACCCCACCUCACAGGCAUCACAGUAGAGCCCAGAGCCCCGCAUCCUCAACCUAACCCCUCCCUGUCACUCCUAGGCCCCCACCCCACCUCAAUAGCCAUGACUGCAACAGUAACAGUCCAUCAUCUGCUCUCCAAUCCAAACACCACUGUAGCGCUCAGAUUCAAGCACAGGUAGCCUGAGGGGGCUCGGACUGUUUUGCCGAGCUGGAGGAAGUUUCACAACUUCGAUUAUUGCGGUGACUUCCUGAUAAUUAGGCACUGUGUCCCACCUCUCGCUCCCUUUUCGUCAUUUCAUAGACAAAAAGUCCCAUCUGCUCUUGCCAAUUUUCAGUUUUGGAUGGCAACCGGGUAGCACGAGUGAUGAUUUAGUCCAGGGGAGAACUGUGCACGCUAAAGUAUCCAUACUGAAGUUCACAUGUAGGAACAGGUGGGGUGGAGGGGAAGGUGGCAGUUGGGCUUCAAGAUGGUGGCGAGUCGCUUAGGGACGACUCGUCCACUCCUACGCUAAACAUGCCUCUGGAUUCUGGUCUGCUCUGCUGAUGUGCGGGUCGCCCAUAACGUUUGUUAAUAGAGUGUGUGUGUGUGUGUGGAUGUGCGCUUGCAUGCGUGCGAGUGUGUGUUUGUGAAAGUUUUGAGAAGAGAAAAGCAGCAGCGUGAGUUUAAUGGUGGCUUUGCUGAAGCAGAUGGACCAGGAUUUAGAAUCGAUAUGUAAAACCAUUUGAAAUGAACACACUAAUAAGAGAGGUGAAAUGUGGCACUAGGGAAACAUCAAACACACAGACGCGUGCGCGCACACACACAACCACACAUAAUGAUCGAAGGAUUUUGAGUCCCCCUAGUGCCCAAAUAUCUCUGAUUAGACUACAGUGAAUGCAGUCUUUCAAACAGAACAUUGACAACACACACACAUGCACAGUCUUACACACACACACACACACACAGUUACACAUUUUAAGAGUUUUUAUACAGUAUAUAUUUCCCUAGAAUGUUUUUUAAUUUGUAUUAAACGCCUUCAUUUCAAUUGUUACUUUUUUAUUUUCUACCAAUACUGAAAAAGCUACAGACCAAGGAGCAACACAGGACUUUUAUCCCUUCCCCCUCUAAAAUAUAUUGUUUUUAUCUUUUAUGUUUAUAAAAGAGAAAUACUUUAGUGUGGAUGUUUUUAUUUUGUCUUUUUGUUCCUUUUUUUUUUUUUUUCCUUUUGAGAUUUGAAUUUUUGUGUAUUUGUGCUUGUAUAUUUAAGGUAGUAGCAAAGUUCUGUCUGACUGUAAUAAAAUGUAUUCUUACUUAGAUUUACCUAAAGCCAUCCCAAUCUAAUGUAAAGAAACAAAAAUAGGAAAAAGGAGAAAAUUCAUGAACCCGUCCCCUCUACCUUCCCACCUGCUCUCUUUCCUCCUCCCUCUUUUUUAAAAAUGUAAAUUACAACUCCCCCUGGGGGUACAAUGCCACCAUAGAGAGAUGGUUUUACUGUUUAUUUUCUUUAAUUUAUUCAGAAAUUCAGUCAUGUAUUCAUCUAUACAGAAAGUGAUUUUUUUUUUUCACUUAACAUUCACAAUUUUGUGUAUUACAACUUGAUGUCAAGUGAAUGUGCUCGCUGAACUUUAGUUAUCCGGUGACUUUCAUGUUUCGUCACUGGCUAAACAGAUUUUUUGUUUUAAGAAGUUUUCUGUCUAAAUUGUCUUUAUUUGUAUUCAUAACCAGAAUCAUACACAUCUUCUUAAACCAGCCUCACAUUGAGUUCAGUCUGCAUAUUUGGUAGCAAUGCUGAGUCUGUAAAGUCUAAUAAAUGAACAGCUGAAGCUCUGUCAUUGUUUUGUACAUUUCCAUUUUGUUACUGUUGAAUCCAGCAGCAGUUAUGACUGAGUUUGAAUGGUGACUUGUACCUUCUCCAGACCCUGUAGGAAAAUCAUUGUUUGAUAUAUAUUUUUUUGAUUUGGUUAGUUUCUGCCCUUGAUAAUUAAUGUAUGGUACCAAUAAAAAGAUACAUUUUCACUUUAAAAA
Molecule: messenger RNA, 6395 nt
Organism: Haplochromis burtoni (Burton's mouthbrooder)
Lineage: Eukaryota; Metazoa; Chordata; Actinopteri; Cichliformes; Cichlidae
Gene: ldb1b
Product: LIM-domain binding 1b
Exons: 11
Coding region: 3293-4420 (375 amino acids)
Biological process (GO): negative regulation of transcription by RNA polymerase II; nervous system development; positive regulation of transcription by RNA polymerase II
Cellular component (GO): nucleus; transcription regulator complex
Molecular function (GO): LIM domain binding
Source: RefSeq, a predicted model, not a curated record